Anoplopoma fimbria (sablefish) is the source of this 3720-nucleotide messenger RNA. It is a transcript of the gene patz1, whose product is annotated as POZ/BTB and AT hook containing zinc finger 1. The record is from RefSeq and is a predicted model, not a curated record. Lineage: Eukaryota; Metazoa; Chordata; Actinopteri; Perciformes; Anoplopomatidae. The transcript has 6 exons. Gene Ontology annotation, molecular function: DNA-binding transcription factor activity; protein binding. Gene Ontology annotation, biological process: regulation of immune system process; negative regulation of transcription by RNA polymerase II; regulation of cytokine production. Bases 162 to 2516 code for a protein of 784 amino acids.
CUGCUAACGUUUAACGUUAGACGCUCAACCGUCGGGGAGGGGCGGUUGGUUUUUUUGGAUUCUCUAGCUAGCUGGUCUCAACCGUUCGAAUCGUCACGCGAGCUUCUCCGUCAUUUCUCCGACCGUCGUCGUAACAACCAUUGUUAUUGGAUGAAUUCGGCAUGGAGAAGGUAGCGGAGCCGUCUUGGACUUCUUCGUACACCUACCAGGUGAGCAAGCACAGCGCGGAGAUGCUACACAACCUCAACGCUCAGAGGAAAGAUGGAGGCAGGUUCUGCGACGUGAUCCUGCGCGUCGGCGAGGAGAGCUUCCCCGCGCACAAGGCGGUGCUGGCCGCGUGCAGCGAGUACUUCGAGUCGGUGUUCAGCCGCCAGGCGGAGGCGGACGGGGACGGGGGGGACAGGGAGCUGGAGAUGCACACCAUCAGCGCCAAAGUUUUUAGGGACGUUUUGGACUUCGCCUACACCUCCAGGAUCGUGGUGCGACUGGAGAGCUUCCCCGAGCUGAUGACAGCCGCCAAGUUCCUCCUGAUGCGGUCUGUCAUCGAGAUCUGCCAGGAGGUCAUCAAGCAGUCCAACGUGCAGAUCCUCGUCCCGACCCUCCGGGGAGGCGACGCCAGCCUCUUCCAGGCCGCCGGGGCCACCACCGGGGCCACCGGGGCCACGGAGCAGGGUCUCCCCGCCGCGCAGCUGGUGAACGGCGCGGGGCUGCAGGUGAACGGGCAGGGCUUUGUGAACAAUGCACAGAUGCAUGUGGACGGAGGAGGAGGAGGUGGAGCGGUGGUGGUGUUGCUGGAGGACGGAGGAGACUCGUCCAUGCCGGUGCUGGAGCCCGUCGAGGGGCUGAGCACCGGCUCCCCGUCCGCGGACAUGCUGUGCAGCGCGUUUCAGCACGACGCCUCCAAACGACACCGAGGGAGACCGAAGAAGGCUGUGGAGGCCGUCCACUUCAACAACAACACCACCACCACAAACACCACCCACACAAACACCACCCAGAGAGACAUUGUGCUGUUCCCUUGCGGGACGUGCGGGAAAGCGUUCACGGAGGCGUCCCGGUUGAAGAACCACGAAGCGCAGCACGGAGCCCACACGGCCGAUGUCCACAGCGCCGGGGACGGCUCCGUGAUGUCUCCGGCCGGCCUGCUGGAGAACGGGCUGCAGCCACACGGGGGGCUGACGCUGGACAACGGCCGCAAACGGGAGAGGACCAGGCGGCACGUCGGCUGUGACAUUUGCGGCAAAGUGUUCCGCGACGUUUACCACCUGAACCGACACAAGCUCUCCCACUCCGGGGAGAAGCCGUACGCGUGCCAUGUGUGCGGGCUGCGGUUCAAACGCAAGGACAGGAUGUCGUACCAUGUGCGCUCCCAUGACGGGUCUGUCGGUAAACCCUAUGUGUGCCAAAGCUGUGGCAAAGGGUUUUCAAGACCAGACCACCUGAAUGGACAUAUCAAACAGGUUCACACAACAGAGAGACCCCACAAGUGCCAGAUUUGUAAUGCCUCUUUUGCUACAAGAGAUCGCCUCCGCUCACACCUUGCAUGCCAUGAAGACAAAAUCCCCUGCAAAGUUUGUGGCAAGUUUCUGCGAGCUGCCUACAUGACGGACCACCUCAAGAAACACAGCGAAGGGACGCAUAACUACUGUGGCAUUUGCAACAAAGGUUUCUCCACUGCGUCCUACCUUAAGGUGCAUAUAAAGACACACCAUGGCUCUCCACUGCCCCCCUCUGCCUCAAUGCACACCUUCCCUGAGCCAAGGGGGGAGCUGCAGAUGCACAACGGCACCCCUUACCACAUGGGACGCCAGUGCUCAGUGGAAGACCUGUGUGCCAGUCGCCAGCUGCUUCUCACCUCGUCAGAGGCAGAGUGUCGCUUUCACGGGCUCUCUGGACACACAGUUCUUCCCCAGCCUGGCCCUCCAGCCUUGGGCCUGCAGCCUGAGCUGCUCAUGGGGAAGGCAGGUGGGGCUCCAUAUUUCUGGGAUUGUCGCUCUGGCGGGGUGCCUGGCUUCCCCGUCCAUGGGCCUGCUGCAGAUGGGCAGGAAAGCAUUGGGAAAUGUCCUCAUCUCGAAUCUGAAGAAUCCGAUCCUUCGUUUGGGGAAUUGUCCAACGGGGACGAGCUUAAAUCUCCACACAAACCUGACGGGCCGGAGCUGGAGAUGCCCUCUUUAGCCUGCAACGGAGCCUCUGCAGAGGCCUUGGGCUCCCCAGAGGGAACGAAAGCCAAGACUGAUCCUGAGAAGAAGUUUACCUGUGGUAUCUGCGGUCAGGCCUUUCGCACCAAGUCCUACCUCAACAAGCACCAGCACCGAGUUCACAAAGCCCAGAAGGCCCAGGGGGUUUCAGGGUCGGGCUUAAAUGAGCUGUCCCCCUCCCUUACCUCUCCUUUUUCCCCUCAACAAAACAUGUCCCUUCUCGAGUCUUUUGGCUUUCAGAUAGUCCAGUCUGCUUUUGCCUCUUCACUGGUGGAUGCUGAGGCUGGUCAAAGCGGAAUAGACUUUGGAGGGAAGUGACAUAUCUGCUAAAGUUCUAUCAAAUCCUCUCAUUCUUAGGACAAAGCUGGGUCGCCCACAGAAGAUGCUCUGUAUUUGGGAAUCACUUGGCCUCAAGGCUACUUCUUCUGUUUGUUAUGUCACUUAAUGUGUUUCCAAUAUUUUUGUCAAAGACUGCCAUAGGAUUCCUACUUUUUCUACUUUUACAGAGCAUAAAAAGUGAGUGCAGUGUUUUAGUUUUCUUUAUAAAGAAACGACAUGAAGGUUUUAUUUCCUUUAUUUGAUGUGGAUCUGUUGAAGUUAUGUUUGGUGUUCUUUUCAUUCGUUUUUUGGCUUGUGUCUUUUGAGCUUUUUUUGCUGCACAAACGUUUCUUGACAUGAGAUGAAUUAUUUGCUGCAACCUUUAAAAAAGUAAUUACUUAUUGUCUGUUCGCCCACUUUAACUGCUCUGAUGUACCCGGUAAAUCAACCCUUGGCCGUUUCAAUGAUUUUAAUGCUUCUUAUUCCUCUUCCCUUAAAAGCUGUAAACUGAUGUCUUUAACUCAGAGCAACAAGAGGGCUGACUUCUGUAUUUAUGUUGUUCUCUGCUUCUUUUGAGAAGGAUUUCUUUUCUUUACUUCAAUUUUGAUAGCAGGUUCUAUGAGAAACAUUCCUAACAGGCCCACGGCAUAUUUCAUGACACAUUGUAAACUGUUUUGUCUUGUCCAGGACCUUAAUGAAUAACUAUUGUCAGAAUUACAGCUAAGAAGCACUUUUAAAUCAUGUGUUGAUACUACUUUAAAUAUUAACUGUUGCGGCAUCCACACAAAAACAGAAGAACAAAUUAAGCUAUAUCACAAAAGAAAAUGUGAAUCAAUGCAAAAUGAAUUGUUAGGCCAACUUCAUUAGAUUUAAAUGAUAAAAAGUUGUAUAUACAAAUGAUUUACCUGAGCAGUUGUGAAUCUUGAUCAGGGAGCAGAGUUGGUACACUGACGUAAUAGCUUGAGGGAUUAAUGUUCAGAAUGAAGUAAAUCUUCUGGCAGCUCAUUUGGAUGUGAAAAGUUUUGUAUCAUUUUUGGACUUGACUAUUUGUAAAUUAUUUGUACAAAAGAGAAGUAAGGAGAGGAAAGCCAUUAUAACUUAAAUCAAUGGUGUGUUUGAAAAUGAUCUUUCCCAGGAUCAUAUUUUUUUUUGCCUGUUAGCAUUUGUCUUGAAACAUGCCUUGAACUUGUUAGGAAUGAGAGAC